Encephalitozoon intestinalis ATCC 50506 is the source of this 1353-nucleotide messenger RNA. RefSeq names its product DEAD box ATP-dependent RNA helicase. Lineage: Eukaryota; Fungi; Microsporidia; Unikaryonidae. The coding region runs from base 1 to 1353 and encodes 450 amino acids. The transcript has a single exon. Gene Ontology annotation, molecular function: ATP binding; RNA helicase activity; nucleic acid binding. Gene Ontology annotation, cellular component: nucleus. Gene Ontology annotation, biological process: rRNA processing. The record is from RefSeq and is a predicted model, not a curated record.
AUGAAGUUUGAGGAUUUGAAAAUCGACCAAAGAAUUGAGAAAGGAUUAAGAGAAAGUGGAUUUGUAGAUAUGAAAGAAAUUCAGCAGAAGGUUAUUCCAAUGGCACUGGAAGGACAUGACAUAAUUGGAUCUUCGCAGACCGGAACGGGAAAAACGCUUGCUUUUCUUGUUCCCAUUUUGCAGAAGUUAACCGAUCUCCAAUGGAGCGGAGGAGAUGGUCUUGGAUGCGUGAUAAUCACUCCAACACGUGAACUGGCCUUACAGAUAUUCGACGUCCUCAGUAAAGUUGGAAAAUACACUGUAUUGAGCACAGGAUUGAUUAUGGGGGGACUUGAGACAGAAAACGAAUCUUUAAGAUUGAGCAAUAUGAACAUUCUAGUAUGCACACCGGGGAGGUUUCUCCAGCAUCUGCAGGAGAAUCCUUAUCUAAAUACCGGGGGGAUCCAGAUACUGGUUCUUGAUGAGGCCGACAAGAUGAUAGAGAUGGGGUUCAAAGAGACUUUGGAAGAUAUACUUGGGUACAUUCCUUCUAAGAAGCAGACCUUGCUGUUUUCUGCAACACCCAAAGCCUCAACGGCUAGAAUCCUAAGGUUAGAAGAUCCCAAGAUCGUUUCUAUGUAUAAGGAAGAGGGAUUUCCAUCUCAACUACACCAAUAUUUCUAUAUGAUGAGGAUGGAAGACAAGGUCAAUUAUCUACAUACGUUUAUUGGAAGUAAUCCUGGAGUUAAAGGAAUUGUAUUCUUUAGUACUUGCAAAGAAGUUAAGUUUCAUUAUCUUUUGUUUGAAAAGCUUAAGCUUCGCAAUAGAAUCUUUUGUCUCAGCGGUGGUAUGUCGCAAAAGCAAAGAAUAGAUACGUUCAAAAAGUUUGUGAGAGAGAAAAACGGAAUUCUGUUCUGCACGGAUCUGGGCUCCAGAGGACUGGAUUUUCCUAAAGUUGAUGUGGUUAUACAAUAUGAUUGCCCAUGCAAUAUUGAAACGUACGUCCAUCGUGUGGGAAGAACAGCCCGAAAUAAUGAGGGUGGAGAGUCCUAUGUGUAUCUUGUUUAUGGAGAGGAAAAACUUCUUGGGGAUAUUCAGAAGAAAGGAUGGAUUAAAAAACAAGAAACUGAAAGUAAAGAUGAAGAAGACAGAGGUAGCUCUGAAGAAAUUGUAGAGGGGCCAAAUAUCCGUAUCAAGUCCAUUGAUAGGAUGAUUAAAGGCCUUAUAAAGUCAAACAAGGAACUUAAUGAGUAUUGUAGGAAGUAUCUUACUACAUACGAGAAGUUCCUUACAUUCAGUAGUAAAAGAUAUUCCGAGAGCAUAAUAAGAAAGAUCUCAAUCCUAUACGAAUAUUUUGGGAUUUCAAAAGAUUAG